AUGGCUCCGGGCUCUCGGACCUAUGAGCAAGAUGUACAACCAAAGUCGAAAUCUACCGCCGCCGAGGAUCCUGAGAUUUCCGACUCUCCUCCCGAGUCCUCUAUCCAACCCAUUCGAAGACAGUCCAGCAUUCGCUUUUCUGAAGACAGCAAGAAGCACUCCCAGUCCCCGAUGUCGAGUCAUCGUCGUUUACCAGCAGACUCAGAUGAGGCCACGCCAAUAAGAAACGCAGACGGCCAUGCCAGUCGACGAUAUAACACUGAUUCGACGUCAUCGAUUCCCACUGAUCCCGUCGAGACCCCGCAGGAGCAAGGGCAAGGAGCGAGCGAUGAUAGCAAGAAAAAGCCGUCAUGGUGGAGAGGAAUAGUAGAGAAAUACGGCUCGGUGUCGCUGGAAAACAAGGGUUCAGUCGCACGAGAUCAUCUGGCUUUGGAAAGAACAUUUCUUGCAUGGCUGCGGACCAGUCUGGCAUUCGCUAGUAUAGGAAUAGCCAUCACACAGCUGUUUCGCCUGAACACGAACAUCCAGAGUCGCCAGAAGGCCAUAUCAGCAUUCUACCGCCGCUCUGACGUGCCAUUCUCCCCCAUGGUCGGACAAUCACUCCCACCCGAGUUACUACCAUACCUACAAGAGCUCAUCGCAUCUGCCUCAUCGCUGGCUCCGCAAUCGCUACCGACUCUAGGGCCGACUCUCCUUGAUCAACUACUACUGCUCGGCCCCGCGGAUGAGCAUGGCCAUCAAAUCCGCCACGCGACAGCCGGGCUGAUUCGAGACACGGCGUUCGACGAAGAAAAAGCAGCCCGACUGCGACAUAUUGGAAAGCCACUUGGUGCUACAUUUUUGGGCAUCUCCAUCAUCGUGCUAUUUAUCGGUUUCCACCGCUAUUUCGAAUCCCAGCAUUGGAUCAUGAAGGGGAAAUUCCCCGCCAGCCGGGGGAGUAUUUUUAUCGUGGGGUUUAUCACUGGUUCUUUGAUUAUUGCUAGUUUGGCUGUUGUGUUGGCCAUUGCACCUACGAGUUACGAGAAGAAAUGA
This is a messenger RNA of Exophiala bonariae, 1032 nucleotides long. RefSeq lists its product as uncharacterized. The transcript has a single exon. The record is from RefSeq and is a predicted model, not a curated record. NCBI's taxonomy places the organism in Eukaryota, Fungi, Ascomycota, Eurotiomycetes, Chaetothyriales, Herpotrichiellaceae. The coding region runs from base 1 to 1032 and encodes 343 amino acids.